Molecule: messenger RNA, 696 nt
Organism: Chelonoidis abingdonii (Abingdon island giant tortoise)
Lineage: Eukaryota; Metazoa; Chordata; Testudines; Testudinidae
Source: RefSeq, a predicted model, not a curated record
AUGGAUGUUUGGCACCAAAUCUGCUGCUGCUCCUGUGCACAAGAAGAACCAGAGAACAAUCCUCUCAGGUAUUUUGAGAUGCUCCAGUACUUUGAUCAGCUGGGGAAACACAAACGGGCCCAGGCCAACAACCUGUGGAACGAGCCCGCGGACGACACCCGCAUGGAGUGCGAUGACGACCGCGAGCUCUACAACCUGCUGCAGAAAUGGGCCAGGCUGCGCCGGGGCUCGGAGGGCUACCAACGCCUGAGCUUCGACAUCAGCGCCCACCACCAAAUCCGCCACGAGCUGAAGGACCUAUGGAGGCAGAUGCUAGAGGUCCUGGGGUUCAGCGGUGAGGCAGACAGCUUGCUCGACAUCACCUCCACGGCCUCCUACAGCUCCCUGCGCCAGCCCCUGCAGGCCCACCAGCUCCUCACCGCCCUGGCCGAGCAGACCAGCCUCUUCGACCACCACUGUAGCCUCCCCGAGCGAUACCUCUUCGUCCUUGACCGGCUGCUCAUCCUGGACGCUGGUGAUGACUUUUUCGCCGCCGCCCGGCGCUACUACCCCCUAGAGGCCGAGGAGGAGCCCCCCAGCCUGGAGCCCGUGCUGGUGACACUGAGCCCAGUGCCCCAAGGUGGGGAAGAGGUGGAGGAAGAGGAGACUGCUGCAGUGAUGGAUGAAGAGUCCCUGUUGGUCAAGCUGUUUGAGUGA